Meira miltonrushii is the source of this 426-nucleotide messenger RNA. RefSeq lists its product as uncharacterized. NCBI's taxonomy places the organism in Eukaryota, Fungi, Basidiomycota, Exobasidiomycetes, Exobasidiales, Brachybasidiaceae. The coding region runs from base 1 to 426 and encodes 141 amino acids. The transcript has 2 exons. The record is from RefSeq and is a predicted model, not a curated record.
AUGCGUUUCAACGUACUACUCGCUUCCUCUUUGGCAUUGGCAGCAGUUGCCAUUGCUGCACCAAUCACAAACCCCGUUUCACGUUCAUUGGUGACCGAUUUAGGCGCAGUAAUUUCAAAGAUUGAAGAAGGUGCAGGAAUUACAGCAAUCGAAGAUGAAUUAGACAAAGCAUUAGGAGGUGGUAUUUCCAAAUUGGAAGAAAAGUUAGGUGUUUCAUUCGCAGAAGAUUUCUUAAAACUUUCAAAUUCUGGCGCUUCUCCAGGCGAUCUACAAGCUGUCGGAAAGGGUAUCUAUUACCUUGAAGAAGGUUUGGGCGUUAAUGCAAUCGAUAAAUUCUUGGACGAAGAAACUGGCGGUGCAAUCACUUCAAUUGAAGAUGCAUUGGGUGUCACUGAUAUCGAAUCCGCUUUGGGUAUUGCUCCUUAA